Paramecium sonneborni is the source of this 942-nucleotide messenger RNA. The record is from the annotation of a GenBank genome assembly. Lineage: Eukaryota; Ciliophora; Oligohymenophorea; Peniculida; Parameciidae.
AUGUCUUUAAACCAAGAAUACCAGAAAGAACUAAAGUUGGCUAAGUUUGCAGAUGAAUAAUUACUAAAAACUAAAUUCAUAACUAAAUUGAGAAAACCGUCAAUGAAACAUGAUCAUGAUAGCAUGAUACAAAAUAGUAUUUUUUUUGAAUAAAUUUAAGUUUUUAAGCUAGAUGGAUAAUUUAUAGAAAAGAAUUUAAAAUGUAGAUUAUGUUAAGAUUAUUUUCAAAAAUUUACAAUAACAUUUUGUGGACAUUCAUUUUGUUAUUUAUGUCUUUUUGAGCAUUUAUUAAAAAGUCACGUAUUUAUUUGUCUUAGAUUUUAGAAAUGCCCUUGUUGUUUUACUAAAAUUAAAGGACUUUAAUUUGUGUAUUGUAAAACUAUAGAUGGUUUUAUAUAGUCUUAAGUAAUUGUAUCUUCUUAAAAACAUAUUGAUAACUAUCAUUCUCGUAAAAAUGUAUUAAAAGAAUGGAAAGCAAAAAAGAAAAUUAAGAAUUUUAAUAUAGGAGAUUCAUUAGAUGUUUUGGAUUCUGAACAUAUUUGGUGUGUAGGUAAAAUCUUAAAAAUCAAAUAAAAAAAAAGAAAUUAAAUUUUAAUUCAUUAUUAAGGUUAGAACAAAAUAUAUGAUGAAUAUAUAUCAAUUAAUUCACCUAGAUUAUCUACUUUAGGAUUGUUUACAAAUAGAAAAGGUAUAAAUAUGAUAUUUAUAAUAGACAUUUUAUUAUAUUAACCAAGUCUAAAUGAAGAGUUGUUAUAAAUUUACUUAAGAUAUCUGGAAUAAUUAUAAAACAAUGAGACAAGUUUUAUAGACUAUUUAAUUUCGUAAAGAUAAAAUUAAAAUCAAAAUUUAAUCUUCGCUUUUUAGUCAAAUGGCAGAAAUACUAUAUCUAAUUUGUUCUCAUUAAUAAUAUAUAAUAAUUAAACGAUCAAUGAUUCAUUUUGA